This is a messenger RNA of Corticium candelabrum, 909 nucleotides long. RefSeq lists its product as uncharacterized. The record is from RefSeq and is a predicted model, not a curated record. The coding region runs from base 1 to 909 and encodes 302 amino acids. NCBI's taxonomy places the organism in Eukaryota, Metazoa, Porifera, Homoscleromorpha, Homosclerophorida, Plakinidae. The transcript has a single exon.
AUGACAGAUCACGGCGAGAGAAAGCGAAAGCAGAAGGUUCAGUGGCCUGAGGAAGCCGAACGAAAACUCAUCGAGGUCUGGGCGGACGUCCUCCAACGCUACAGUGGAGCGAUGAUAAAGAAGAAAGCCAAAGCGCAAAAAGCCGCGGACAUUCUAAAUACUUAUGUCGAAGAUGAGCUACCUGGAGGGCUUCAGUACAGCGCAGAGGAGGUCCUGGCAAAAAUAGACAACGUUGUCGCCAAAGCUAGGCGCUUCUACAACAAAUUUCCACGCCAGAAGGAAACAGGGCGCCCUGCCAGUGACGAUGACAUCGCUGUUGAUGUAGAAGCUGCGAGUCUGGCAUGGCCAAAUUUCCAGACGUUUUACGACGUUUUUAGGAAUCACCCCUCUCUAGGCCCAGGCACUGCAGACGACUCGAGCGAGCAGGUCGAAAGUCACGAUGCACAGUCUGUUGCCGAUAUAACGACAAGACCUGUCACGCCUGUAACGCCCCCAACACCUACCACAAGUAAUUAUGCUGAGGACACCGAAGACAAUGACGACAAUCACCAGCAAGCUAAAAAAGAAAAGAAAAGAAGAACAGAAGACAAAAGCAGAGACAAGAAGAAGACUCCUCGCACAGUGGCUGCACAGGCUGCUUUCCUAGAGGGUUUGGCAGUACAGCAAGAAGAAGCUCAGAGAAGGCAAUUUGAACACGAAAUGCGACAGCAGCAAAUGCUUCAAGAAUUUGAAGAGAAACGAGAGCAGUCUCGUCAAAGAUUUGAAAUAGAAAUGAAAGAAAGAGAGGAAGAGACAAAAUCCCAUCUGGAGAGGGAAAGAUUGCAGUUUCAACAGACAAUGAUGCAACAGCAACAGCUAUUUCAAGCAGAACUUUUCAAGCGGCUAUUUGAUGACAGUAAAGAUAAGUAG